Molecule: messenger RNA, 1062 nt
Organism: Caenorhabditis briggsae
Lineage: Eukaryota; Metazoa; Nematoda; Chromadorea; Rhabditida; Rhabditidae
Exons: 6
Coding region: 1-1062 (353 amino acids)
Source: RefSeq, a predicted model, not a curated record
AUGCGAAACCGAUCCUAUUUACUACCAAUAUUCAUCAUAUCCCUUGUCGACUCCUGCGACAAGGGACUCACUCAACUUCGACACAAAGACACCCUCCAACUGAUGAGAUGUGUUCCGACGCUACCUGGUCAUCCAGAUCCUUGCAUUCUCCAAACUGGUGGACAAAUGAGCUUUUGUCAACCAGACGGACAAGAUUAUGUCUGUUGUGGAACACCAGAGUUACUUGUUGAUUUGGUUGGAAGUCAGAAUAAGCCGUUGUUUCCAGAUAAUUAUAGUUUCUAUCCAAGACAAUCCCACUAUGAUUACAGUGUGCUUGUAAGAAGUUCCAAAGAGCAACUAGAAAGUGAUCCAACUUUCAAAAAUCAAGUUGUUCUGACAACACCCAAAACAACUACGACGACAUUCACAACCACGAGAAAACGACAAUCAAUUAAGAAAUCUAACGUCGUCCUUCAAAUGCUCACAAUUCCAUCUUUAAGUCGUGGAAACUAUUCAAACUCAUUGAAACUGAGCACCAAUUCUGUUUUGGUUCGAGAUGGUUCAUGCGUUUUUGUAGUGGAUACAGGGCUUCCGGCACAGAAGAAACAAAUUAUAAAGAAUUUGGCAUCUUAUGGUGCUCCUGCGAAGAAGAUUAAGUUUGUUGUCAUCACAUCUUCGCAACCUCAAUUUUCUGGGAACCUGAAUUUGUUCCCGUAUUCGCAAUUCAUUAUUGCUGAUGCCACCAUGUACAAAGAUAAUAUUGUGUUCAUGAAACGAUUUGAAAAGCACUCGAUUCUGGAAUUGUGUUCCCCAAAUUCUUUGAUUCAAUCGACCCCUGGACCAACACCGAACUCCAUUACAGUAAUCGUUCGAAACGUGGAGCUGAUGGGAACAAUUGCGAUUGCUGGUGCACUAUUUCCAAAUGGAAACGAUUUGAAUGUGUUUGAUAGGAAUUCAAUUUACGAUAUUGAUAAAUUAAUAGAAUCUAGGAAUCUAAUAAUUUGCGAAGUUGAUUGGAUUGUGCCUGCUAGUUCUUCCCCUUUUCGAGUCACCGCACUACACAGGACUAACGCAAAUUGUUGA